Messenger RNA from Patella vulgata (common limpet), 2997 nucleotides. RefSeq names its product tripartite motif-containing protein 45. Lineage: Eukaryota; Metazoa; Mollusca; Gastropoda; Patellidae. The transcript is spliced from 2 exons. Bases 97 to 1215 code for a protein of 372 amino acids. The record is from RefSeq and is a predicted model, not a curated record. Gene Ontology annotation, molecular function: zinc ion binding; protein binding.
UUGGAGAGUGGUAUUUCUACUAUUAAAGGUCCACCAUGCGAUGUUUGUAAAACAGGUGUUGAUGCCGUAUUCAGGUGCGAGAACUGUGAACAAUAUAUGUGUAAGUCUUGUAAAACAACACACGAUUCUUUCAAAUUGAGCCGUGGCCACGUUGUGAUAGGUGCUUUUGAGACGCCAAGAAAAGAUAAUUCCACUACUACUAAGAAAGAUCUGUGUCCAAAUCACACAGAGAAAGAAGUGAGAUGCUAUUGUAAAAGUUGUUCAAUAGCUGUUUGUUCCGAUUGUUUUGUAACAGAUCACCUAGCACAUAAAAUGACUGAUUUACAGGAUAAAUCGAAAACAGAUGAAGAGAGAGAAAGUUUGAUAUACUUAAAAUUUGAUCUUGAAUCACUACUCGUAGAAUAUAAUAAAUGUCUCGGUUCCAUAAAACAAUUUAUUUCAGAUAUUAAAAACUCUGCUCAAACAUCUUGUGACGCUGUCGACAAGCAAGUUGGCAAAAUCUGCUGUGAAGUCAGGAAUCAAGCUGAAGAAAUCAAAGUUCAAAUUAAAAAAUCACGUGAUGAGGAAGUAGAUAAAAUGACCAAACGUCAGGACGAGGUGGAAAUAAUCAUAGAAGAUUUAAAAUCCAGCCGUAAUUGUGUUGUAGAAGAUACAUCUAUCGUCAAGAUUUUAAACAUAAAAUCACAAAUUCAGGGACUCAUAGAAAGGGGCCGUUUAAGAAAGUUGGAUAUUCCUGAUGUUAAAUGCACGUGGUUCGAAGAAUCAGCGAUUGAUAAAACACUGAUAGCAAAACAACUCGGAGAUUUACUUUUCCAAGAACACUCGACUUUUACAACAAGUUUACAUUUCGAUGGACUUGAUGUUGAGAUGUGUUGUUGUAUUAAAGGGUUACCGUGGUGUAUUCACGCUGAAAAAAUAACUACAAACAUUCCUCCAUCUCUAGGUAUUUAUCUCCGACUAAACGAAUACCCAGAAACAGCUGAUAUUAUAUCGUGUCAGGCCGAACGCGUGGUAACACUGGUUAAUAACAAAGAUAAACAUCAAUCUCUGAAAAGGGCAGAACAUAGUGAUACAUAUCCACCUGGUAAAAGGAGAGGUUGGCCUAGAUUUAUAGACUGGAAUAGAUUUUCUGAUAAACAAAAUGGAUUUCUUGAUGAAAACAACAACUUCACUAUACAGACAACAAUCACAGUUACCAAGAUUCAACAGAUAUAAUGUUCCAAAAAAUGACAAUAGUUAUAACAAUAAUAAUGAAAAAACGAUGUUGGACAUUAACACUUUUAUAAGAUUUAACAUUAUGAUAGUUCUCGAUUGUCAGUUCGAAAGAUACUGAAAAUUCCUAAUUAAGAGAAUUGAUGUGGUGUGAGCAGAAACAAUAAAAUAAAUAAAUGUGACGUUCAGACGAAACAAAAUGUCAUAAAACGAUUUCAGAUUAUAACGAAUAAGUCAAGGUAUUGAAGAGAUCAGUUCGUUUGGUACAGCACUUGAAAGAGACUUCACCAAAUGACAAUCAAUAUUUUUAGUGCUUAAAAUAUUUACAAAACGUGAUAUAACAGAUUAGUGACCGUUAUAAGAAAGGAACAACUUGUACAAACAAAAACAAUGUAUAUUCUUGAGUUUCGCCGUAACACUGAUUGAUUGACUAUUUCCAUGUUGGACGGGGGGUUGGAUGGCUGAAUGGUUGGCGUGCGCGCGCUGUAUCAUAAAGUCUGUCAUUGAGUCGACUGGCGUGGUUUCGAAUCCCCGGUUGUACGUGGCAAGGAGUAGGGUCGCCUGUCCAACCCCGUGGGUUUUCUCCGGGGCCUCCGGUUUCCUCCCACUGCUAAAGACCCCUACGCGCAAGCGAAUUAUGUAAAUAAAAUUAAACCAUAUAUUAGUCCCGAAAUGACCUAGUUUGUGUCGAGUGGACGUUAAACCCCAUUUCUCUCUCUCUCUCCAUGUUGGACCCUUAUACACACUAGAACAUCGCUGAUUGCGUGCACGUAUGUAACAUAGUGAGAGUCGGGUUUCAUACAGAACCUCAUAUCCUUGAAUGUACGGAGGGUUUGGGUCAGUUGUCAACAUUAGCUUAAAAGUUCCAUGGCCCAUGCGUAACCGGGAAUUUGUUUUUUUAUGUGGUUGAUUAUUCAGUAAAUUUCGCUAAGUCAAGUAAGAGUUGCAACCUUUCCUUAAAUAAAUCCCAUAAUAAUUCACGCAUUAUUAUAAACAAACAUGAAUCGUGACGACGAAUUAGGACUAAUUAAAAACACAGAGAUAUAGUCCAUGAAGAGAGAAAUUUAACAACAAAAAAUUAAGAGUGUUGGAUAUUGAACUCGCAAUGCAAAUGGAUUUUCUGAAAUGGCAAUUCUUGAAUUAAUUUCAUGGGUAUCGACAUCUUGUUUUACGUCUAGUUAUCUCCCUUGGAUUUUCAUUAUGAUAAUGUAAAUAACCGUAAAACCGAGCCAAUAAUGACCUAGUUAUUUUCAAAUGUUGACAACCCAUACAGACUAUUAUUCGUAGAAUAUUUGUCUGAAUGAUGUAGACUACCCAUUGUGACACUUUCAAAAGCUUGACGUUUUGCCAAUUUCUCAACAGACACUAGUGGAUUAUAGGAUGAACAGGAUUUAUUCUUUAACAAGUGUUUACAAGUACUAAUGCAGGAAACAAUGUUGCUGGUGGAACAAUCUCAAAUGUCGGCCAGCUUGACAUAAACGGAAUGUAUGGUUCUCAAACUAGCAGUUUUAGAACAUCUGCCGGAAAGAAACCAAGAAAAUGUCCAGAAAGCAGAGAAAGUAAGGAAAGUACACCAGAUUCAGAUGAAAGAAAUUCUAAAGAAUCCAGCGAAGAUGAUUGUAAUUAGACAACAUGGAAUUAAAUCGUUUAAGUACAAUUAUAUUUUAAUUGUUAACCUAUAAAUUACGGGUACAAUUUGAGAGUUAUCAGGCAUCGUCUGUACGAUACCCAUUAAACUAAACCUAUAAUCAGUUCAGAUAUUUAAGAAUAAAUACAAUUUUAGUA